CGCCUUUUCUCUCCGGCUCGGGAGCGUCUAGCUCGUGCCCCGGGCCCGCGGCGCCCGCGCGGCUGCGAGCCUCGGGUGGCCGCGCGCCGGCUCCAGGAAGCCGGAGAGGGCGCGGCGGCCCGUAUGGCGCGGCACGGGCCGCGGGGCUAGACGGGCGCUGAGGGACCGCAGGCUUGCGUCCUCCGUUCUUUCCCGGAGCCGGCUCCACGUAGGGCCAGGAGCGGCCGCGCCGCUGGGAGCCGCCUUCGUUGACGCCGGGCACCUACCUGGACGCCCGGGAGCGAGAUGCCCAACCCCAAAAACAGCAAAGGGGGCCGCAAAAACAAACGCGCCAACAGCAGCGGCGACGAGCAGGAAAAUGGAGCCGGGGCCCUGGCAGCGGCGGGCGCGGCAGGAGCGGCGGCCGGGGGGGCCCUGGCGGCGGCGGCUGCAGGCUGCGGGGCGGCGGCGGCAGGCGCGCCGGGCACCGGGGGCGCGGCGGGCGCCGGGGGCGCGGGGACUGGAGCCGCGAACGCCGCGGCCGCCGCGGGGGCUGCAGCCGCGGGCGAUGCUAGGAACGAAGCCCCAUGUGCCACUCCCCUGAUCUGCAGCUUUGGGAGGCCAGUGGACCUGGAGAAGGAUGACUACCAGAAGGUGGUGUGCAACAAUGAGCACUGCCCCUGCAGCACCUGGAUGCACCUGCAGUGCUUCUAUGAGUGGGAGAGCAGCAUCCUCGUUCAGUUCAACUGCAUCGGCCGUGCACGCAGCUGGAACGAGAAGCAGUGCCGCCAGAACAUGUGGACAAAGAAGGGCUAUGACCUGGCCUUCCGCUUCUGCUCCUGUCGCUGUGGCCAGGGCCAUUUGAAGAAGGACACAGACUGGUACCAGGUGAAGCGGAUGCAAGACGAGAAAAAGAAGAAGUCUGGCUCUGAGAAGAACACAGGGCGGCCUCCUGGUGAGGCAGCGGAGGAGGCAAAAAAGUGCAGGCCCCCAAAUAAGCCCCAGAAAGGGCUGAGCCAUGACCUCCCCCGCCGGCAUUCCAUGGACCGGCAGAACUCCCAGGAGAAGGCAGUGGGUGCCUCGGCCUAUGGUGCCCGCUCCCCCGGUGGUUCCCCAGGCCAGUCACCACCCACAGGCUACUCCAUCCUCUCUCCUGCCCACUUCAGCGGCCCCCGCUCCUCCAGAUACCUCGGGGAGUUCUUAAAGAACGCCAUCCAUCUGGAGCCUCACAAGAAGGCCAUGGCUGGGGGCCAUGUGUUCAGAAAUGCCCACUUUGAUUACAGCCCCUCGGGGUUGUCAGUUCACAGGGGGGGACACUUUGACACCCCCGUGCAGUUCCUGCGGCGGCUGGACCUUUCCGAGCUCCUCACUCACAUCCCCAGGCAUAAGCUGAACACUUUCCACGUGCGCAUGGAAGAUGAUGCCCAAGUGGGCCAGGGGGAGGACCUGCGGAAGUUCAUUCUGGCCGCGCUCAGUGCCAGCCACAGAAAUGUGGUAAACUGUGCCCUGUGCCACCGGGCACUCCCGGUGUUUGAACAGUUCCCACUGGUGGAUGGAACUCUGUUCCUAAGCCCGUCGAGACACGAUGAGAUCGAAUAUGAUGUUCCUUGUCACCUUCAAGAGAUGAAACGUGAUUUCCAUGAUGGCCACUCUGAGCCUUGUGUCUUCUGUGCACAGGGAGACUCAUGCACCUGUAUGCAGUAUGCGUGGACUGCCUGGAGGGGGUUCACAAGAUCAUCUGCAUCAAGUGUAAGUCACGGUGGGAUGGCAGCUGGCACCAGCUGGGCACUAUGUACACCUACGACAUCCUGGCUGCCUCUCCAUGUUGUCAGGCCCGCCUGAACUGUAAGCACUGUGGGAAGCCAGUGAUCGACGUGAGGAUCGGGAUGCAGUACUUCUCCGAGUAUAGCAACGUCCAGCAGUGUCCACACUGUGGGAACCUGGACUACCAUUUCGUGAAGCCAUUUUCCUCCUUCAAAGUUCUCGAAGCUUAUUGAUGAAAGCUUUGCUUUAGUAAUAGCUAUUUUAUUGAUAUUAUUACUUUAUUACAUAUCUUUUAUAGGGAAGCAUUCUGUGACAUUAAUUUCUUUUCUAAUUUAAAGGAGAGUUACUUUGUUGUAUGUGUGCCACUAAAAUAGGGGCCCUUGCCCUGUGUUGAUUCCCGAGUGUUAGUCUGUGGUUUUGACAAGAGCCCAAAUGGGUAAUCCUGUGCAUUUCAGUCGGGGUUCACUCUUACCAAGAAUGUUCGAUGCAGCUUUAAGAUGAUGGGGGCGAUGGGGUGAACUUAGGAAAGGAAUUAUGUGGCUGUAAACUAAAGGCUUGAUGGGAGUUGGAAGGAAAUGCUUACUACAAUGUUAACUUUCUAAAAACCUACUUUGAGAUCUUCCUUGGGUCUUUGAAAGAAUAUGUGACAAGUGAAUGUAAGUCUGUGCCUGGAGAGCCAUUAGUCUAUCUCAGCCUAGUGUUCUGCAGCACACGUGGGCAAGCAGUUUACUCACACUGACAGAUGACCUGAAAGUGGCACCAGUGCUGUUUCUAUCACUAUUGUAAUUUGCCAAUCCAUUUUUCAUGCUGAAAAUAAUAUCCAAAUUGUAAGACAUAUGAAAGAUAUUAGUGUUGCAGGUAUUGGUAAACUGACCUAUAGCAGAAUAUGUGAAAUGGAUUUGGAAAUAAUGCAAGAAGGCAGAACUCAAUCAUUUGAAUUGUGUCUUUGAAGUUGGUAAAAUAGCUCUUAAGGAGAAUCCAUGAAUAACAUGAUGUAGGCAAUGAUGAUUUAUUACAGGUUGCCCUGUCGAAGUGUCAUUUGGUGUCAGAUUCUUCUCACAGGUAAAUCUCUCAGCCACAGACUCUAACUGGUGAGCUUCAGAACCAAUAGUUGCACACUUACUGUCCUCAGAAUUACUUAGGGCCAUUUUUAACCCAUUUAAUUCUGAGUUUCCAAAAGCAAAGAUUUGACCUUAAGAGGGAAGGAAAAAAAAUGUGAAAGGAUGAUGAAGAAAAUAAUCAUUUUACUAUUUCUUUUAAAAGUUGGUUUUAUUUGGGAAAAAUCAGUGAUUGUAAUGUACACCAGUAUGUUUGAAAAAUAGACCAUUCUAAAAAGCCCAAGAUACUUUACUCUUGAUGAAAAAAGAUGAUCAUAUAUAUAUAGAACUUGAUUAGUCAAAGAUUGGGCAUUCCAGAAUACAGCCUUUGGUUCAGUAGAUUUUGAUGCAUUAAAUAGACUGACAUGCCAUACCCUUAUAGAAUUGGAAUAUGAUUUCUCAAAAGUGAAUUUGAUAAUUUCAUGUAUGAUAUGCAUAGAGAAUGCUAAAAGAAUGCUGAAAAUAAUUUUAUGAAUAGCCAAAUUUGGGGUUGAUGUGAACAUUUUAUAUUACUCAUUUACCUUUUUUUUAUUGUGUGGUUUUUCUUUUCAGAAGCAUUUAGGCAAUAUUGCAAGUGAGCUUCAGUUCCAUAUGAAGUAUUUGAUGUUUUGUUUGAAACAACACAGCAUUAACCAAUGUAUUGACUAAUACUUUUCAUCUUUCAGUUUGGAUGAUUGGGUUUGCUACAUCUAGGUUGGUAUUUGAUCAUCUGAAAAAUAUUUCAGUAGGAAGAAAUGCAUAAAAUGCCUAUAAGAAGUAGAAGGUCAUUGAACUGACAGUGUUUGAUGUAACUAAAAGAGCACUGUAGGACAUAGCUUCCUGCAAACUUGUUUUUAAUGCACAAAGCUGUAGUUGUGAAUUAACUAUUUCCUUAUUGAUUCUCUCAUGUACCCAGAUACAAAAAGUGUUAAGUUUCUCUUGUCCUCGUAAUACCAUUUGGAUUUUAUUUCUGAAUUUAAAAUAAAUAGUAAAAUAUUUACAGUGCUGAUCUUUAACCCACCUAAAAUUUUAUAGUGAAACCUGCUUUAUAUUGUUGUUCUGAAGCUUACAGUUGACCUAUACAAACUCCUGAAUUUAGAACUGCUGUCGGUGUAGUAUAUGCUGUGUUCCAUGUUGCCUUUUUAGAUGGCUUUCUAUCCCCUGAAAAAUAAAUAUGAUGAGGUUUUAUGGUCAUUGGGUAAAAUUUACUCUUGGACAUUAUUUCGUUGAUAAAGUUAGGAUUCUGUGGAUAUAUUCAGUUACAUAAAGAGAAAAGCAUGAAGAGCAUGAAGCAUAUCUGAGAAUAUCUUUUGCCUUUAAGACGAUUCAUUCUUGUCUAGAGGGAAAAUUUGGCUGAUGUGGGAAUAAAAUAUAAUUGAGUAUUCAACACCAUGAAGGUAAAUCUUAUUUUGCACAUCUACUGACCUUAAUACCCCAGACACUUCUUGAAUACUUUGAUUGGAAUUGGAAUAUAUAAAAAAAGAAUAUUAUUUUUGUUGUGCUUAGGAUACUAAAAGGAUAUUAGUUACCCAAGAGAUCCAAUUUCUGUUUUUCUGAUGAAUAGUGUUCAGUAACAUGAAGCGGUCUUAAGAGUGACUAAUAAUUUCAAAGUGAUUUUUCUUCUACUCUUAGUAUUUUUUAAUUAUUUAUUUUUAAGAGUUUUAUACCUUGAACAAGUACAAUGAUUUGCUUUAGUUUAGUGAGAGGACAAUUUCUGAUUGAUAGUUUUCUCUUCAGGCCAUCUCACCUCUUCAUUCUCUUGUUACAUUUGGAACAGUCAAUAUAAUGGGUUUAUACUUUAAAAGAUGGUGCCAUGAAGUUGAGGAGUUGAGUAAAUUAUCCUGUUCUAAUUGCAGAGGAGCUUUCCUCAGAUGCCCUGUAACUUCUAGUUUUUGUGCAAGAAGUUCAUUUUCUGAGUAAAAGUUAUUUUCAUAUACGUUGGUGGAAAAUUAACUCAUCAAAAAAUAAUCUUAUUAGGUAUUUGAACUCUAAAACUAACAGAUAAGACUGAUACGUACCUUAUCAGAGCACCAAAACUAAUUUGCUAAAGUCUUCUGUUUAAUUCUGCAAGACCGAUGCCUAACACGCAGUCUGUUCUCCUCCUGUGUCUAGGUCGAGAACUCAGGUUUGCUUUUCUGUUUAGUGUCCUGGUAGCGCUGUUGAGUAACUUUCAUUGGAGGUUGGGAAGGAAGUGAGGAGAAAGUGUUCUUGUUUAGUGUUUAUUUCCCUUAAUAGGAUGUUGCCCAACCCUGUUCAUCUCUGUGUCCUGUUGACUGAAUAUUCCAGGUAAUUGAAAGUAAAUAUAACGGAUGGGCUCCAUUAAAACCAGCUCAAAAAUAAGUUCCUGUCAGUAAAGAUUUCUUGUCAAGAUGUCUUGGAUUGCACUUUUGUUGAGGAGGGACAGUGUAAAUAGUUAAAGAGUGUUGAUAAAGUUGAAACAUUUGGUUGUGGAAUUGUAUGUGGUUUUAGAGGGUUUCUGUUUGUGAAAUGUAUGUAUUAAAAAUAAUAAAAUUCCAGAAACUUAACAUUUUA
Molecule: messenger RNA, 5351 nt
Organism: Callithrix jacchus (white-tufted-ear marmoset)
Lineage: Eukaryota; Metazoa; Chordata; Mammalia; Primates; Cebidae
Gene: HECA
Product: hdc homolog, cell cycle regulator
Source: RefSeq, a predicted model, not a curated record